Molecule: messenger RNA, 1812 nt
Organism: Episyrphus balteatus (marmalade hoverfly)
Lineage: Eukaryota; Metazoa; Arthropoda; Insecta; Diptera; Syrphidae
Exons: 3
Coding region: 948-1436 (162 amino acids)
Source: RefSeq, a predicted model, not a curated record
GAAUUUACUUGCUCCAAAUAUUGAAACAAAACCAGCCAAACCAUUUCUCGGCCAACGGCCUAAAAACUCGCUUUCAACGUUACUGCGCUCUCAGUUUCCGUUGGCGGGUGUAACCACGCGAAUCUCAAUACCGUAAAUAACGUCCUUCACCGUCUAUAGCUUUUUUUUUCUGCAUUGCCAAGGAUUCUUUUUAUAUUCCUGUAGUAUAUUUGUAUUUUUUCUGUUUGCUUUUAUUUAAAAAAAUAAAUUUAAAUAAAACAACAACAAUUUGAAUUAGUUUCCAAUUCAUUGAAACUGCAUAAAAUCUAUUUCCGUGUGAUUCAAAAAAAUAAAAUUUAAAAAAAAAAUACAAAAAUUAGUGUAUUUUUAUUUCCACGCCACGCAUAUCUGCAUAUUUCUAUCUAUAUACCUACAUAAAAAACUGCAAAUUCUUGUGAAGCGUUUUUUAUUUUAUUUUUUUUUUACUGCGAGUAAAAUUAAAACGAAAAACAACAACAACACAAAAAAAAUACAAAAAAAUUGUCCGGUUCUAUUUUUAGUGGCCUCUCUAAUGAGUGUGAAUACGAAAUAAUUUUCGAGAAACUGAGACUUUAGCAUUUUCGUAGUACUUUGUCGUUCCAGUUCGUUUUUUUCUUGCUUCUUCAUUUACGUUUUUUUGAAUUUCUUGUUUUUGUGUAAUUUACUGUGAAAAGUGAGAUAACUUCCAUCCCUUAAACUAGAAAGGUCUACACGCCAACUCAAAAAAAAAAAAAAAAACAAACAAACAAAAAAAUAAAACAAAAAAAAAACAGGGAUGGGUGGUGCGCACCUUUCGUUCAUUCAAGCACUCAAAGGAACUGGAUUUAAGUGAAUCGGAUUUGAAGAACCCACAAAAAAACCCUAGUCUUCUAUAGUCUCUAGUUUCGACUAGAAAUUCUGAUCAAUAGAAGUCACGCCGCAUCUUAAAAAUGCAUCAAGUACUGAGUUAUGAAACCGCUAUGCGAGCCAAUAGCGCUCGCGAUAUUCGUGAAUAUGUUACAAAACGGACUUGUGUUAGCCUUGUGCUAACUAUGGCAUUUUUCACCUUGAUAUCAGGUUAUCUUUUAGGAAAAUUUGUCUCCGAUCGACAACAUCACAUGCGACAUUUACAAGACAUAACCCUUGCUGCGGCAGAGCAUGGAAGUCUUAAACAAAUCCGAGCCUACAACAAUGCCAAAAAGGAAUUGCUGACCUCUGCCCGUAUUCUUAGCCAAAGUCGCGGUGCCAUCAACUCCCAGAGUUCACUUAACACCGAGAUAUUUAAUAAAUACAUAUCAUGCACCCAAGACGCACCACCGAGCACAAAUGUGUCUGCCAAUGAAUUCAUAGAACAGUUGCUCGAUAAGACCACAUCCAAGCAACAUGAAUGCAUAACUUCAAUUCAGACUGUUAUUAAAAAUAAUCUAGGACCGGGUUAGAUAUUAAAACAAAAAAUUAAAGACAAUUUAAAAACAUAAAUGUAGUAGAUUUGUCUAAAACAAAAAAAAAAUCCAAAACAAAAUUCUUAUGUCUUUUCUCAAAAUCUUGUUGUAAUUUUCUUCGAAUUCGAAGUAUUAAAGCUGCGCUGCGAAACAGUUUUGCAGCAAUGACGAUGUUUUUAGGCAUUUUGCUAAAAGUGGACUGUUUUUACAGCACAAUUUGAAAGUAAAAGAAAAAAAAUAAUAAAUUAAUGAAAAGAAUAAAAUUAUUUAUUAAUUUUAUUAAUCUCUUCGUAAUAAAAUUAAGAAUGAUAAAAUUUAUGCAUGAGAUAUUUAAAUGUUAGCCCCUACUCCUUUUCUAGAAUCUUAUUAUGUU